Elgaria multicarinata webbii is the source of this 5569-nucleotide messenger RNA. It is a transcript of the gene TRPM3, whose product is annotated as transient receptor potential cation channel subfamily M member 3. The coding region runs from base 271 to 5340 and encodes 1689 amino acids. Gene Ontology annotation, molecular function: monoatomic cation channel activity. The transcript has 26 exons. Gene Ontology annotation, cellular component: plasma membrane. The record is from RefSeq and is a predicted model, not a curated record. NCBI's taxonomy places the organism in Eukaryota, Metazoa, Chordata, Lepidosauria, Squamata, Anguidae. Gene Ontology annotation, biological process: metal ion transport; monoatomic cation transmembrane transport; protein tetramerization.
AAGCAGCCUGAUUGCUCCCGUUCAACCACAUUUGGUAUGCAUGAGCACUACUGUUCCAAGCUGGGAGGGUGUUUUCUUAAGGAGGAUCAGUGGCUAAAGCAAAUCCACUUUGCCAGCCUUUCAGCCAAGUUAUAGGAGGCAUCUGUCUUAAUGGAAUUGCAGGUGUGGACACCUAAUGGACAUGGGAUGUCAACACCGGUGGAGGAGCACUUGUUUUGUAGGCAUUUGUAAGGUUUGUGCUUCAUUAUUCCAGUGGAAUUUUUGAGGGUCAUGAGUCAAAGUGAUGCUCCCCGGCCACUAAACUGGACCAUUCGGAAGCUGUGCCAUGCUGCCUUUCUCCCAUCUGUCAGACUACUUAAGGCUCAGAAGUCAUGGAUAGAAAGAGCAUUUUGCAAAAGGGAAUGUGUACAUAUCAUACCCAGCACCAAAGACCCCCAUAGGUGUUGCUGUGGACGCCUAAUAGGCCAACAUGUGGGACUUACUCCAAGUAUCUCCAUUAUUCAGAAUGAGAAAAAUGAAAGCCGUCUCGCUCGAAAUGACAUCCAGUCAGAGAAAUGGUCGAUCAGCAAGCACACUCAGCUCAGCCCCACAGAUGCCUUUGGAACCAUUGAGUUCCAAGGAGGGGGUCACUCGAACAAAGCCAUGUAUGUCCGUGUAUCUUUUGAUACAAAGCCAGAUCUUCUUCUACACUUGAUGACCAAGGAAUGGCAGCUUGAAUUACCGAAACUGCUCAUCUCUGUGCAUGGAGGUCUCCAGAAUUUUGAACUUCAGCCAAAGCUCAAGCAAGUCUUUGGGAAAGGCCUCAUUAAAGCUGCCAUGACAACUGGAGCAUGGAUAUUUACUGGAGGAGUAAACACAGGAGUCAUUCGGCAUGUUGGCGACGCACUGAAAGACCAUGCCUCAAAGUCUAGAGGAAAGAUCUGCACCAUUGGAAUUGCUCCCUGGGGGAUUGUAGAAAACCAAGAGGAUCUGAUUGGCAAAGAUGUGGUCCGUCCGUACCAAACAAUGUCCAAUCCGAUGAGUAAGCUGACAGUUCUCAACAGUAUGCACUCUCAUUUUAUUCUGGCUGAUAAUGGAACCACAGGAAAAUAUGGGGCAGAAGUGAAACUUCGCAGACAGUUGGAAAAGCAUAUCUCACUUCAGAAGAUAAAUACAAGGAUUGGGCAAGGGGUCCCAGUGGUGGCUCUCAUUGUGGAAGGAGGACCGAAUGUAAUCUCUAUCGUCCUGGAAUAUCUACGUGAUACUCCCCCAGUUCCAGUUGUAGUAUGCGAUGGCAGUGGCCGGGCUUCUGACAUCCUUGCAUUUGGCCACAAGUACUCAGAAGAAGGAGGACUUAUCAAUGAAUCUCUGCGGGACCAAUUGCUUGUUACUAUCCAGAAGACCUUCACCUAUACUCGGACCCAAGCCCAGCACCUGUUCAUAAUCCUCAUGGAAUGCAUGAAGAAGAAGGAACUGAUUACAGUGUUUCGCAUGGGAUCAGAAGGACACCAGGACAUUGAUCUGGCCAUCUUAACAGCUUUGCUAAAAGGAGCAAAUGCCUCUGCUCCAGAUCAACUGAGCCUAGCAUUAGCUUGGAACAGAGUAGACAUCGCUCGCAGCCAGAUUUUUAUUUAUGGGCAACAGUGGCCGGUGGGGUCCCUUGAACAAGCAAUGUUGGAUGCCCUGGUAUUGGACAGAGUGGAUUUUGUGAAAUUGCUCAUAGAGAAUGGAGUAAGCAUGCACCGUUUUCUCACCAUCUCCAGACUAGAGGAAUUGUACAAUACGAGACAUGGACCAUCCAACACUUUGUAUCAUCUUGUGAGAGAUGUCAAAAAGCGUGAAUAUCCAGGUUUCGGUUGGAUCUAUUUUAAGGGAAACCUACCACCAGAUUAUAGGAUAAGUCUAAUUGAUAUUGGCCUGGUGAUUGAGUACCUGAUGGGAGGAGCUUAUCGCUGUAAUUAUACUCGAAAACGAUUCCGAACCCUGUAUCACAACUUAUUUGGCCCCAAGAGACCCAAAGCUCUGAAACUUCUGGGAAUGGAAGAUGAUGUCCCAAUGCGGAGAGGAAGAAAAACAACCAAGAAGCGAGAGGAGGAAGUGGAUAUCGACCUAGAUGAUCCUGAAAUUAACCAUUUCCCUUUCCCCUUUCACGAGUUGAUGGUGUGGGCUGUGCUGAUGAAGCGUCAGAAGAUGGCUCUCUUUUUCUGGCAACAUGGAGAGGAAGCCAUGGCUAAGGCUCUAGUGGCCUGUAAACUCUGCAAAGCCAUGGCCCAUGAAGCAUCUGAGAAUGAUAUGGUGGAUGACAUAUCUCAGGAGCUAAAUCACAACUCCAGGGAUUUUGGCCAGCUGGCAGUGGAGUUGCUGGACCAAUCCUACAAGCAGGAUGAGCAGCUGGCAAUGAAACUGCUGACCUAUGAGCUGAAGAACUGGAGCAACGCCACGUGCCUGCAACUUGCCGUGGCAGCCAAGCAUCGCGAUUUCAUUGCUCACACUUGUAGCCAAAUGCUACUCACAGACAUGUGGAUGGGGAGGCUCCGGAUGCGUAAAAAUUCAAGCCUAAAGGUAAUUCUAGGAAUUCUACUUCCUCCUUCAAUUCUCAGCUUGGAGUUCAAGAACAAAGAUGACAUGCCUUACAUGUCUCAGGCUCAAGAGGUCCAACUUCAAGAGAAAGAGCCAGAGGAGCCAGAAAAACCAGUUAAAGAAAAAGAAGAGGAGGACAUGGAACUCACUGCAAUGUUGGGACGUGGCAAUGGAGAGUCAUCAGCACGGAAGAAGGAGGAGGAGGAAGUUCAGAGCAGACACAGGUGGAUCCCCUUUGGACGCAAGAUCUAUGAGUUCUACAAUGCACCAAUUGUUAAAUUUUGGUUCUACACUAUGGCAUAUAUUGGGUAUUUGAUGCUGUUCAAUUACAUUGUGUUGGUGAAGAUGGAUCGCUGGCCUUCCACGCAGGAGUGGAUUGUUAUCUCUUAUAUAUUCACAAUGGGAAUAGAAAAGAUGAGAGAGAUAUUAAUGUCAGAACCUGGGAAGCUGCUGCAGAAGGUGAAAGUGUGGCUUCAGGAGUAUUGGAACGUUACCGAUCUCAUUGCUAUUCUCCUGUUCUCUGUGGGUAUGAUACUUCGCCUCCAGGAUCAGCCUUUCAGGAGUGAUGGCCGUGUCAUAUACUGUGUCAACAUCAUUUACUGGUACAUCCGAUUGCUAGACAUCUUCGGGGUGAACAAGUAUUUGGGGCCAUAUGUAAUGAUGAUUGGGAAAAUGAUGAUAGACAUGAUGUAUUUUGUCAUUAUUAUGUUGGUGGUUCUGAUGAGCUUUGGUGUUGCAAGGCAGGCAAUACUCUUCCCCAAUGAAGAGCCUUCUUGGAAGCUGGCAAAAAAUAUUUUUUACAUGCCAUAUUGGAUGAUCUAUGGGGAAGUGUUUGCGGACCAGAUAGACCCUCCUUGUGGUCAAAAUGAAACCAGAGAGGAUGGUAAAAUAAUCCAGCUGCCUCCCUGUAAAACAGGAGCAUGGAUCGUUCCUGCCAUAAUGGCUUGCUACCUCUUGGUGGCAAAUAUCCUUUUGGUGAACUUGCUCAUUGCCGUCUUUAACAACACAUUUUUUGAAGUUAAAUCUAUAUCUAACCAAGUAUGGAAGUUUCAGAGGUAUCAGCUUAUUAUGACGUUCCAUGAAAGACCAGUCUUACCCCCUCCGCUUAUCAUCUUCAGUCACAUGACUAUGAUAUUUCAACACAUAUGCUGUAGAUGGCGGAAACAUGACAGCGACCCUGAUGAAACAGACUACGGCCUGAAGCUUUUUAUAACAGAUGAUGAACUGAAGAAAGUUCAUGAUUUUGAAGAACAAUGCAUAGAAGAAUAUUUCAGAGAGAAAGAUGAUAGAUUCAAUUCUUCCAAUGAUGAAAGAAUCCGUGUUACCUCUGAAAGAGUGGAGAACAUGGCCAUGCGAUUAGAGGAAGUGAAUGAACGGGAACACUGCAUGAAGGCUUCCCUUCAGACCGUAGACAUCCGGCUUGCUCAGUUGGAAGAUAUGAUAGGACGAAUGGCUACAGCAUUAGAUAAGCUGACUGGUGUAGACAGAGGAGAGGCAACGAAGAUACGGUCUCGAACAUCAUCUGACUGUACUGACACAGCCUACAUUGUCAGACAGAGUAGCUUCAACAGCCAGGAAGGGAAUACUUACAAACUUCAAGAGAGUAUUGAUCCUACAGGGGAGGAGUCAAUGUCACCGACCUCUCCUACAGUAACGCCCCGCUUGCGAAGUCACUCCUUUUAUGCAGUAAAUAUGAAGGACAAGUGCGGGUUGGAGAAGCUCGAAAGCAUUUUUAAAGAACGGUCCCUGAGCCUCCACCGUGCGAGUAGCUCCCACUCUGUCUCAAAAGAGCAAAAACUACCUUUAGUGCCUACAAGCACUCUGUCAAUUGCUCCAGACUCCAGAAGGCCUUCCUCUUGCAUAGACAUUUAUGUCUCUGCCAUGGAUGAGCUGCAGUCUGGCGUAGAGCCCCUUGACAGUUCAAUGAACAUCCUUGGGACUGGAGAUCCUGCUCUCCAAGCUCAGAUAGCUUCCAGUGUUAUCUCAAGUAGUGCUUAUGUCAGCGGUACUCCUGGUGACAGAAUUUCAGGCAGGAGUAUUGAUUAUGAAGAACCCUCUUCAGUGGAGACCAGAGUGUUUUCUUCAGACUACUCACAAAUCACAGACUGCCCAAACCCCUGGGAAUCUGAUCCUCCCCUGUACCAUACCUUAGAGCGGUCUAAAAGCAGCCGAUACUUGGCUACAACCCCAUUUAUUUUGGAGGAAGCACCUAUAGUCAAAUCUCAGAGUUUCAUGUUCUCUCCUUCUCGGAGCUAUUUCAGCAGCCUUGGAGUGCCAGUCAAAACGGCAGAGUACACAAGCAUUACAGACUGCAUAGACACAAGGUGUGUCAGUGCUCCUCAAACCAUUUCAGAAAGGUCCAGCUUCCCUGGAAUCCAUGGAGACAAAGUGGAUGACUUAGGAUGCUGCCACCCAGAGAGGGAAGCAGAACUAAGCCACCCGGGCUCUGAUAACGAGGAUACCGAGGCCAAAGACAAAAAAGCAGUUUCCUUGUCAUCUCAAGAUAGCAAUACAUCUAGGACAUUGGCUAACAAUAUCCCUCUUCCAAAAAUAGAGCGGGCCAACAGUUAUUCCGCCGAUGAAUCCAACUUGUUGUAUGCACAUACACGGAAAAGCUACUCCAUCAGUGAUAAACUUGACAGGCAGCGCAAUGCAACGAGCCUCCGAAACACGUUCCAGAGGAGUAAGUCAUCCAAACCAGAGAACAGGGGGGACACCUUGUCAAUGAGAAGACUCUCUAGAACAGGUGCCUUCCAUAGCUUUGAGAGCAAGCACAGUUAAGAGAGAACAUGCGCAUACCAAGAGGAAUUGUCUGAGCUCUCCAGCUCUUUUCAGUAGGAAGAUGAAGUAACCUCAGACCGUGAUACGCCAGCAGCAGCUGGCAUUUGCCACCAGUCAAGUUAGCACUUUCAUAAUCUCAGAGUCAAACACUGAGGUUCUGUAUCUUGACCUAGUUGGCAUUUGCACUUAAUGGGGGUGGGGGUGGGAGGUAUUAUAGAGACGUUAUUUU